Aspergillus heteromorphus CBS 117.55 is the source of this 1064-nucleotide messenger RNA. RefSeq lists its product as uncharacterized. NCBI's taxonomy places the organism in Eukaryota, Fungi, Ascomycota, Eurotiomycetes, Eurotiales, Aspergillaceae. The transcript has a single exon. The record is from RefSeq and is a predicted model, not a curated record. Bases 325 to 918 code for a protein of 197 amino acids.
AUCUGGAGCAGUGUGAUUUACAUAUAUACGUACGUAGGUUGGGAGGAACAAAGAACCACCACCAACAUCCAGCAGUGGCAACCAGUCAUCUAUCUAUCUAUCUAUCUAGUGCUGCACCUGCAUAUCCGUUGUACCACUCUCACUCACUCCAGCCUGCCUCCACCUUCACCCACCGCACACACACACACGCACACACACACACACAUCUAGAUACGAUGCGCCUCGCCCCCUGACCACUUCUCCGCAAAGAAUGUGAACCACCCUCACCCCCACCCUCAAUCGAAAACACCCCAUACACCAUCACCACCCCAGACCUCCCCCAAAAUGCCCGUCUACAUGCUCUAUGGCUUCCGCUGGCCACGCGCCGGCUUCACCGGCAUCCGCGUGUACAUCGUACUGCACAACCUAGAAGAAGCGACAGCCGAAUACCUCCAACAGCCACUCACGACCUCACUGCUGCUGUCUUCGUUCCAAAAGACCGAAGCGGGGAUCAUCGACCGCCUCCCCCAACUACAGUUCAUCGAGCAGUACGACCCCGAGGACACGAGCGACGACGCGGUCAGCAAGCCGUACGCGUACGUCGGCGCCAAGGUGCUCUCCAUCCCGGAGGCGGGCGGCGCGCCCAGCGGCGAGACCAGCUGGACCCCAGAGGAGAUCUUUAAGGAGUCGCCGUUGGAUGACAAGGAGGCGGAGGCGUUGGUCGAGCUUCGUGAUAAGUAUGCCGCUGGGGAGAGGAUCGGGUGGUAUAUUGUUUAUAAUGGGGAUCCGGAGAGGUGGUUUCCACCUGAUGAGGAGGAAGAGGGGGAUAUGGAGGGGUUUGAGGAGGAUGAGGAGGGUGGGGAGGAUGGGGAUGGGGAGGGGGGUAUGCGAGUGAUCAGACGCAGACGCCGCCGGCGACGCCUUCUUCUGCUACGGUAGGGGUUUUUUUUUUAUGAUUGUGCUUUGCUUGUUUGUUUGUUGGUGGGAGAUGGCUAAUGUGGUUUAGAUGCGACUUCCGGAACGGUUUACGAGGCUUUUUGGGAGGAGGACGGCGUGAUAGAUGGAUGGAUGGUUGGUUGGUUGGU